AUGGAUAUUCUCAUUCAUCAAUCCCCUGGAGAAUUGGUCUACUUGUACAUCUCCGCCCGAGGAUUGCAAAACUUGGGCCAUUCCAACAUCCAAGACUUCAGAUGUCGAGUCUACUCAAAGGAAGAUUUCAUUGGAGAAACUGAAGUCUCUCACUCCUCCCUUGAUCCUGACUUCAAAUAACCCAUCCCCAUCAUGUACAGAUUCAACAAGAGAUAAAAACUUGUAUUCUAAAUUAUUGAUGCCGACCAAGAAUUAUCAAGUCAACUUGUGAGUCAGAAUGCUUCUGCCUCCAUUGUAGGCAUUUGCAAACAGCCCUUGGCCAAAUUGAUGGGAGCUAGGAAUUCCUUAAGCCAAUUGAAUUUGAUGAAAGGAGAUUUGGUCGUAGGCACAAUCAUUAUUCAUGUCGCCAGAAAAGGACCUCAAAUUGCUGGCCAAAAGGAACAAACUAAUAAAGUAACAGAAAUUAAAUGGCGUUGGGGAGGCAUCAAAUUACUCGACCUUGACUUUUUCACGAAAUCAGAUCCUUUUGCUAAGUUUUAUAGAAUCAAUGGUCAAUAAACUGAAAUGAUACAUAAAACUGAAGUCAUUAAAAACAAUUUGAAUCCAAAUUGGAUGUGUUGGGAAACAACAGAGAAUGAAUUCUUCAAGUACUCUAAAAAUCUCUAUGUCGAAGUCAUGGAUUACGAUAAAUUGGGUUCUGAAGAAAUUGGGCACGUCACGAUUAAUUAUGACGAUAUCAAAAUCCACAAAAAAACUGAGUUUCCUUUAUUGACUCCUAAAGGGAAAAAUGCUGGCACAUUGAAAUUAUUAGAAUUAGUCAUUGUAGAACCAAAAGAAGAACACAUAGAAAUAAUUUAAGAAGAACCGAAAGAACCUACCUUCUUAGAUUAUUUAAUGGGCGGAUGGUAAAUGUCAUUAUCAAUAGGUAUUGACUUCACUUUUUCAAAUUAACCCAUCACUAAACCAGAUUCUUUGCAUAAAAUUGAUCCUCAUAAAUUGAAUUACUAUCAAUAAGCAAUCAAAGUUAUUGGUGGCGGAAUCAUAGCAUUUGAUUAUGAUAAAUAAGUGCCUGUCUAUGGAUUUGGAGGAACACCUAAAUUACCGACCUACACUAAGUCUACAAUGGAUGAUUGUUUCCCUCUGAAUGGAAACAAAGACAAGCCUUUGUGUAAUGAUGUGGCAGGAAUCCUGUAAGCUUAUAUUGAGGCAGUCCCAAAUAUAGUAUUUUCAGGUCCAACCUUUAUUUCAAAUGUUCUAAACAAAGCUCUAUAAUUUGCAAAGGAAAAUGCACAAAAUAACACAUACACAGUAGCCAUGAUCUUGACUGAUGGCUAGAUUGAAGAUCAAGAUGAUGCCAUCAAAGUAUUACUUGAAUGUUAGACUUUGCCUAUGUCCAUCAUUAUCAUUGGAGUGGGAGACGAGAACUUCAAAUACAUGAAAUAGUUUGAUGACCCAGCCUUCCUUAAAAAACACUCAAAAACAGAUAUGAACAUUAGAGACAUCAUUCAAUUCGUAUCAUUCCAAGAUUAUAAAAAUGACAUUGAGCAAAUGAGUUCAGCCGUUCUUGAUUAAUUGCCUAAAUAGUUUAUGGACUACAUGCACAUCAAUCAUAUUUAACCCAUUAAGAUGUAAUCUGUUCACCUUAGCAAAGCCUUCAAAUGA
This is a messenger RNA of Paramecium tetraurelia, 1662 nucleotides long. RefSeq lists its product as uncharacterized. The record is from RefSeq and is a predicted model, not a curated record. The transcript is spliced from 5 exons. Gene Ontology annotation, molecular function: calcium-dependent phospholipid binding. Lineage: Eukaryota; Ciliophora; Oligohymenophorea; Peniculida; Parameciidae. Gene Ontology annotation, biological process: cellular response to calcium ion. Gene Ontology annotation, cellular component: plasma membrane.